This is a messenger RNA of Closterium sp. NIES-65, 8325 nucleotides long. Lineage: Eukaryota; Viridiplantae; Streptophyta; Zygnematophyceae; Desmidiales; Closteriaceae. The record is from the annotation of a GenBank genome assembly.
AUGCGUGAGGAGGUAGGGUUACUAGAGAGUGGUUGGGAGGAGAUUAAGUUUGUGGAGAGGUGUGAGGAGGUUUUAGAAUUGGUGGACGAUGAGGUGGAGGAGGGUGAGGAGGAUGGGGAGGAUGAGGAGGAGGAGGAAAGGGAGCAGCAGCAGCGGCGGCGCCGACAGCAGCGGGAGAAGGGGCAGCCGGAGCAGCAGCAGCAGCAGCAGCAGCAGCAGCAUGGCUCUCAGGAGGAGAAGGAGAAGGAGGAAGAAGGCGGGGUUGGGAAGAAGCAGGAGCAGGCAGGGCAGGCGCGACAGAAGCAGCAGGCGCAGCAACAGAAUGUGGAAGAGAAACAGCAGCAUCAGCAUCAGAAGCAGAAGAAGCUGAAGCAGAAAGAGAAACAACAGGCCAGCACCAGCCAACAGCAUCCAACCACAGCACCUUCACCCUCCGCACUAAACGACCCAGCAGCCCAACAGCAGCAGCAGCAGCACCCAGCACGUGUACACCCCCCUGACUGGACCUCCCUUCCAGCCGAAAUCACCCUGCGGAUCUUCUCCCUCCUUGCCUUCCGCGACCUCGCUCGAGCAUCCUGCGCCUGCUCCUCCUGGUGCCACCUCUCCUUCGCGCCCUCCCUCUGGACCACCCUUGACCUCCGCUGCUACCCCCCUCUCUCCGCCGCUGCUGCGGAUUCCCUCGCUGUGAGGUGCGCAGGGGCGCUCACUCGCGUGCAUGUGAAGGGGGCGGAGUCGCUCCGAGCGGUGGCCAGGCUUGCUGCGGGGUUUGGGAGGUUUGACAGGUGUGGAGAGCUUUUGGAAGGAUCUUCCGGGGGUGCUCGUGCUGGGGUAGGGGCCGGGGCCUCUGCUGGUGGCGCUGCUGCUAGUUCAGCGGCUCCUCCUACUUUUCCUUCUCCUCCUGCUCCUCCUCCUUCUGCUGCUAUUCCUUCAGCUGGUGGCUCGGCCCAUGCCUCUCCCACAGGCUCUUCCCUCCAGCACCUCCUUGCUGACUCAUGCACCGAUCUCUCUGACGCGUCCCUCGGCCUUAUCCUCGGCCGCCAUGUGCGCCUGCGCCAGCUGUCGCUCUCCCAUUGCGAGAGGCUCUCCCCGGACGCGAUCUGCGUGCUGGCAGAGUCCUGUCCACGUUUAGAGGAUCUCCAUUUAAACGGAUUACGGAGGGUUGACCAGGCUUGCCUUGCAGCCCUGGCACGCCACUGCCCGCGGCUAUACAAUCUCUCGCUCAUUAACUGCCUCAGGUUUGAGGAUCGGGGAGGCUUGGCGCUGCUUCAGCAGGUCCGGUAUCUGUCCCUGUCAGGUUCGGACGUGUCCUGGCAUCGGGCAGCUUCGGACGCGUCUUGGCAUCGGGCAGCUUCGGACGUGGCUCGGCUGCCGAACAUGCGAGCCGUGGACGUGUCACGUUCGGACAUCUCACCCGAAGCUGUCAACUUAAUUCUAGCAUCUCCCUCCGUCCUCGUCGUUGCUGCUUUCAGCUGUCCUGAGCUGGAAACCUUUCACGAGGCCAUCAAAAUGCCAAGCAAGCCCUGUCUUUUGCUAUUCCGGUACGGCGAUCUUCGUCUGGCUCUCCUCGCUCUUGCCCUUUCCUGCAGCGACCCAUCCUGCCUCUGGAGCUUCUACCAGCCUAAGAGACCAGCGGCACAGCCUGUGGCAGGCUCGGGAGCUGCCGAGCCUGGGGCUGAGGACGGGAAUGGGAAUGUCACUGGGGGUGGGGGGGGAGGGGGAGGAGGAGGGGGAAGGGGGAGAGGGGGAUUGGGAGGUGUUGUGGGGGGUUUAGGAGGAGAGAGGGGAGGGGGAGGAGGAGGAGGAGGAGGAGGAGGAGGAGGAGGAGGAGGAGGAGGAGGAGGAGGAGGAGGAGGAGGAGGAGGAGGUGGUGGUGGUUUAGGGAGAAGUUGGGAGGCAAGAGAGGACUUCUGGGUGACUCAGGGCAUUCCGGCAGUGCUGCUGCUGCUGCAAAGCCGGCAGCAGGAAGUGCGAGAGAGAGCAGCAGCCACUGUGGGGGUGUUUGUUGUUGCUGACUCUAUUGGGGCUGGAUUCGAGGAGGAGGAGUUGGAGGGGGUGGAGGUGGAGGUGGAGGAAGAGGAGGGAGAGGUGGGAGCGGGGCAGGGUGGGAGAGGAGCAGGGGGAAGGGUGGGGGGAGGCGGUGGGAUGGGGGCAGGGGAGUGGAGAGGAGCGGGAGGGGCCGGAGGAGGAGGAGAGGGGGGAGGGGAAGGAAGGGGAUGGGCAGGGCGAGAGGGGGACAGGUGGGAUAUGGUGAUGGGUGAGAGUGGGGGAGUGGGGGAGGGGGGAAGCAGUGGGCGGGUGAGUGCGUUUAUGCGAGGCGGUGGAGUGGAGGUGCUGGUUCACAUGGCAGGCCGGCACGGGCCUGAGGGGCCACGGUUCGAGGCGACUAAGGUGUGUGAGGAGGAUGAGGGCUUGUAUGUGGCAGUGAGGGUGGGUGUGACCGCCCUGGCGAAUCUGUCAGUGAGUGCAGACUUGGCAAGGGAGGUGGUGAGGGUGGGGGGAGUGGGCGUGCUGCUAUCUCUCCUCGCUCACGCCAACGCCUGUAUCGCCGAGGCUGCUGCAGGGGCGCUCUGGAACCUAUCAGUAGAUGAGUACAAGCCAAGGCUGCUGCAGGGGCGCUCUGGAACCUAUCAGUCGAUGAGUACAAGGUGGGUGCGUGGGUACGGACUCGUCUCAAGGGAGGUGGUGAGAGUGGGGGGAGUGGCCCGAGUGGGGUUGGCUGCUGCAGGGGCGCUCUGGAACCUAUCAGUGGAUGAAUACAAGGCAUACAUCAUGCGGGCAGGGGGCAUCGCCACACUGGUUGAUCUCAUGGCCACCUCGCCUCCUCCUGCUCUUGGCCUCCCAGGGGACUGUGUCCUCGUGAGUCCUCCUCUCUGCCUGCCCUCCUCCCCUCGUGCCUCUCUCUCUUCCCGCCCCUCCUCUCAUGCCCACCGCUCCUCCUCUUGCUCUUGGCCUCCCAGGGGACUGUGUUCCCGUUUGCCCCCUUCUGUCGUUUUGUCAAUCCCUUUCGCUCUCUCCAACCUUCCCUUUUGGCUCCCCGUCACUGCUCUCCCUUCUCCCCCCGUCCCUUUCCUCCUCCCCUCUUUCCCACCCUUCUAUGGUCACGAGCAGAUGAUAGCACUGGAUAAUGGUUGCAGCACAGCCAUAAUAGUGGCAAAUUGUUCCUCCCGUGCUACUUCCUCCCCCCCUCUCCCCCCCUCUUUCAAAUGGACAGGAGCAGGUUACAGGCGCCCUGGCGAAUCUAGCAGUGGACGACGGGUGCAGCACGGCCAUAGUGGCAAUUUGUCCUUCCCUCGUUGCUACCUCCUCCCCUCCUCCCCCAUCCUGCCUCUUGGACAGGAGCGAGUAACAGGCGCCCUGGCGAAUCUAGCAGUGGAUGACGGGUGCAGCACGGCCAUAGUGGAGCGGGGAGGGGUGGCGGCGCUGGUGCGUGUGCUGGUGGGGUGCCAGCACGACCUCGUGCUUGAACAGGCCGCCAGGGCUCUCGCUAACCUUGCUGCUCACGGCGAUUGCAACCGCAACUCUGCUGCUGUGGGGGCAGAACCCACUGCCGUCCCUGCGCUGGUGGCGCUGCUGCAAUCCCCCAAUGAAGCCUUAAGGGCUCUCGCUAACCUUGCUGCUCACGGCGAUUGCAACCGCAACUCUGCUGCUGUGGGGGCAGAACCCACUGCCGUCCCUGCGCUGGUGGCGCUGCUGCAAUCCCCCAAUGAAGCCUUAAGGCAAGAGGGAGCAGGGGCGCUCUGGAAUUUAUCAUUCCACGAGGGCAACAGGGAGGCAAUCGCAUCAGCGGGGGGCGUGGAGGCGCUGGUUCGCCUGGCCCAGGAGUCGUGCCUCCCCGGCGCAGCAGAGGACACACAGGAGCGAGCAGCCGAGCAGCAGGGUAGGGGAGUGGUAGAGGCGCUGGUUCGCCUGGCCCAGGAGUCGUGCCUCCCCGGAGCAGCAGAGGACACGCAGGAGCGAGCAGCUGGCGCCCAGUGGGGCCUCUCUGUGUCUGAAGCCAACAGUGUGGCCAUUGGUCGGGCGGGUGGGAUGGAGACUCUGCUCAGCCUGGCCCAAAGCACCACCACUGCCCACCCUACUCCAUCUUCAACAACCCCUGCUGGUGCUCCCGGUGCUGCUGGUGGCCGUGCUGGUGGUGGUUCUGCUGCUGGUCGUGCUGGUGUUUCUUCAGGUGCUGGUUCAGGUGAUCUGCCACCGCCCAUGUCGGCGGGAUUCACGCGGCACCUGGGAGCACGGCUGGCAGCAGCAGAUGAUGCUGCACUGAUGGAGUUCUCCCAGAACUGCCGCAUUCAGGAGGCGGGUCUGCUCAGAUGCAGUGCGGCCGAGAUUGCUCGCUUCGUCGCCAUGCUGCGAAGCACCUCCCCCUCGCUGCGCGCAUGUGCAGCCUUUGCUCUCCUGCAACUCACCAUGCCCGACGCCCGCCACACCACCCACCACAUCAACCUCCUCUCCGACACCGGAGCUUCACGUACAAUUCGCGCCACCGCUGCUGCUGCCACGUGCCCUCCGCUGGGCGUGCGGCUGCUGGUGGGGGACCUGGCGGACUACCGGCGGGUGUCGGCGGACGAGAUGCGCAAGAGCGUGUUCGCCAACUACACGGCGUUCAUCGGCACGUCCAAGGAGAUCGCGGAGCUGGAAGUCGAGCUGCAGCAGAUGAAGAACCUCCUGUCCGUGCAGACCGCACUCAUCCACUCCCUCGCCGCGGAUAGCAUGAACAAUGAUAACAGUAAUAGCGCUUCCGCGGGUGGGGGUGGUGGGGGUUCGACUCCUGCGUCUACCACUUCGUCGGUUACCACCGCUGGUACUUCGUCUACCUUCGCCGGUGCUUCGUCAUACGCGUCCUCGUUAGCCACCCCGCAGCAGGACGAGGAAGAGGACGAGCGGAUUUGGAGCGUGGAGGUCCCCGAGCCCACCGAGAUUGAGAAAUAUGCGGAGGCGCUCCCGGAUAUACUGGAUAUUCUUAUAGCGGAGCGGAAGGUCGACCGCGCUAUAGAGCUGCUGGAGCAAGGGCAGCAGAUUGUGCAGCUGGCGCUGGCGACAGCAGGGGACGGGGCGGGCGGGGGCGCAGGCGGGGGGAAAGGGGGCGGGGGGCACGGUGGGGGCGGGGAGGACGAGGAGAUCCUGAGCGCGGACGCGGCGAACGCGCUGGCGGCGGCGAUCGCGGAGAGGCGCGCGUGGCUGAUGGCACAGCUGGAGGAGACGGCGCAGCAGGCGGCUGUGCGCGGGCAGGAGCUGCGGCAGGCCGUGGGCGCGCUGUACCGCCUGGGGGAGACCGAGCGCGCGCACCAGCUGCUGCUGGGCGCGUACGGGGAGCGGAUUAGGAGCGGAUCCCGCCUGCUGCGCCCCCGCGGGACCAGCUUUGGCGGCGCGUACACUGCUGCCCUGGCGCAGGUGAGUGCGUGGGGAGAGGGAGCGUGGGAAGGGGGAGGCCGUGGUGGAGGGAAGGGCGUGGUGGAGGGGAGGGCGUGGUGGUGGGAACACGGGGCUGGUGUUCUCGCCCCAGACCCCAUUUCCGCUCUCCCCCAACCCCCCAAUCCCUCCCUCCCCCCACUACCCCCCCAGCUGGUGUUUUCGGCCAUCUCCCAGGCGGCCACUGACUCGGCGCGCAUAUUCGCGUCGGACCCAGCAUGCGCGGCGGACCUGCUGCUGUGGGCGCAGAGGGAGACGGAGUUCUGUGUGUCGCUGCUCAAGCGCCACGUGCUCUCGUCUGCUGCUGCUGCCGGCGGGCUGCAUGCCGCUGCUGAAUGCGUGCGCAUCGCUCUUGGUCACUGCAGGUGGGUGGCAGGUUAUUGGAGGAGCAGGGGCCAACGCUCUCUCUCCCCAGUGCUCUCCAAGCUGGUGCGCCCCAGUGUGGGGGUGGCCCUCGAGUUCAACAUCAUCCGCAUAGAGGACCUUGUCGCUACCAUGGUGGCCGUGGACGAUUGGGUGCUGUCCCCCAUGCUACCGGAAGAGCAAGGACUUACACUCUCCCCUGUGCUGUCAAAACUCGUCCGACCAAGUGUGGAGGAGGCGUUGGAGUUCAACAUCAUCCGCAUAGAGGACUCGGUGGCCACCAUGGUGGCUGUGGAUGACUGGGUGCUGCUGCCCCCCAUACCACUAUUGGAAGAGCAGGGUCUGACCCUGUCUCCAGUGCUCUCCAAGCUGGUGCGCCCCAGUGUGGAGGAGGCGUUGGAGUUCAACAUCAUCCGCAUAGAGGACUCGGUGGCCACCAUGGUGGCCGUGGACGACUGGGUGCUGCUGCCUCUGCCCCACGGCGCUGCUGCCACGGGCAGGGUGCGAGCGCUGCAGCAGACGCUGGGGCCGGGGUUGAUGCACCUGAGGCUGUCCAGCAGCGGCCAGAGGUUCUACCUGUUGCUCGUGGUGAGUGCUGGGGACGUGGCUGCUGCCGCUGGCAGGGUGCGCGCGCUGCAGCAGACGCUAGGCCAGCCCCUUUACCUCUUGCGCGUAGUGAGUGGUGGUGGGUGGGUACGGAGGGACCUAGUGAAGGAUAUCCUACCAGUGAUCAGCCUGCAGCUGUUUGGCCGCAUCCUGGACCGCCUGGCGUCCCUCUUCGAGUCCUACGAUCUGGUGGAGGACAUAUUACCAGUGAUCAGCCUGCAGCUGUUUGGUCGCAUUCUCGACCGCCUGGCAUCCCUCUUCGAGUCCUACGUCGCCCUCCUGCAAAAGGCCCUCCCCUCGCCCUCCGACGACGAUGAGGAGGAGGACGAGGGGAACGGGGGGGAAGGAGGCAAGGGCGGGGAGAAGGGAGGGGAGAAGGAGAACGGGGAGGAGCCGUGGCAGGACGGCAGUGUGCGGACGGCGGAGGACGAGCAGCAGCAGCUGGCGCUGCUGGGGAAUGCGUCGGCUCUCGCGGAUGAUCUGCUGCCGAGGCUGGCUCAGCGGCUCACGCUGGCUGCUGGGGAGGAAGGCGGCGGGGGCGGGGGGCGAGGGGGGAGGAAGCAGGGCGGGGCGGAUCCAGACAGGAGGCUGUCUGCUGGCGGACGCAACGCGGCGGAGCACAAGGAGUGGCGGAGGCGGCUACAGAAGGCGGUGGACAAGCUGAGGGACGUGCUUUGCUCGUGCCUCGUGGCGGAGUUCAUGUACGGCCACGACGGCCAGCCCAUCCUCACCGCGCACCAGUACCUGCACAUGGACGCCAAGAUGCGCCCCACCCAGUGGGCCCUCAAGCCCCUGCCCUCGCCUCCCUUCCAGGCGCUGUACAUGGCACUGCACUCCAUCCAUUCCACCGCCACGUACGUGCUGGGAGGGCGCGACCGCGUGGUCACUCUGCUACUCAUGCGCCUCGCAGAGUGGCUGAUGAUGGGCCUCAUGGUCUACAGCUCCUUCUGGGACGAGCUGGAGAACGCUGAAUACGCUCUCGGCCCCACGGGCCUGCAGCAGCUGGUGUUUGACAUGUAUUUCGUGAUGCAGGUGGCCAAGGCAGGCAAGUACUCCUCCCGGGCCAUGCGCAAGGUGGCAGAGGACAGCGCCACCAAGGCCAUUGUAUUGUUCACAGAUCAAACGGGAGGGGAUCCCAACAGUCUCCUGCAGGAGGACUGGUGGUACGAGCACAAGUGUGUGGAGGCAAUAGAGGAGCUUGCAGCAGCAGCCAGCCCAGCAGCGUCCCCGUCAGACUCGCCCAGCCGCCACCGCCGCUCCUUCUCCCAAGAGGACCCUGACGACCCACUCGCCGCCGCCUCCUCUGCCGCUCCUGUUGCUGCCAGUCCUGCUGCUCCUGCUGGUGCUGGUGCUGCUGGUGGUUCUACAACUGCUGCUGCCUUGUCUCCAACAAUACCAGCUCUGCAGCAGCAGGGGGAUGCGGGGUUAUCCCAACAGCAGCAGGGUCCGGGGAGAAGUGGGUUGGAUGAGGAGAGGAGAUCAGCAGCAAAGGGACAGUAUGAUAUGUAUGAUGAUGAUGGGGGGGGUAGGAGUGCAAGACCAGGGGGGAGGGGAGCUGCGAGUCGGAGCCCUACGAGUGAAUCAGCAGGAAGGGGGGCGCGGAACAGAGGGUUUUCAGAUGAUGAUUAUGGGAGUGGUGGCGGCAGGAGUGAGUAUUCGAGCCGAGAUAGGGGGGAUGGGAGGGAGUACGGGAGGGAUUAUGGGAGGGAGAGGGAUAGUGGCGGGAGCAGGGAAUAUGGGAGGGAGAGGGAUGGUGCAGGCGGGUGGGAGUAUGGGAGGGAUGGCGGAGGGAGGGAUUAUAGGGAGAGUGGUGGGAGAGAUUAUGGGAGGGAGAGAGAUGGAUCGUAUCGAGACAGGGAUGUAUCGUAUAGGGAGAGAGAUAGGGAUGGGUAUGGGCGGGAUGAGAGAGGUUACGGGGGACGACAACCGCAGAGGCGAGGAGGGUAUUGA